CAAAUUAUCGUGGACACAAGCGACUCAUUAAUGACGAACAACAACAUGACCAAAUGGAAGUUAGAUUACAACGAACAUUUACGUUUUCACAUGCCUAAACCUGGCUUGAAAGGAUUUGCAUGGAAUAGUUCAUCUAGAGUUAUUUGUGCAACAUUUCUUACAAUAAGUAAAUUGAUCGGUAAGACAGUGAACCACACAUGUGUACAUAACCGUGACCAGUUUCUCAGUUUGCUCAAUGAGCGAGAAAAUCGAGGCCUUCUCACCGUUAGUAAUCAUACAAGCAGACUGGAUGAUCCUUUGAUGUGGAACAUAUUGGAUUGGAAGAACCUAAUUAAUGUUCAUCAGUUUCGUUGGUCGACAGCUGCUGAAGAUGUUGUAUUCAACAGUCGGUUCAGUGCAUUCUGUAUGGCUGUUGGCAAGGUCUUACCAUUAAACAGGGGAGCUGGGGUGUAUCAGAAAGCAAUGGACUUCUGUGUGAAUGAACUCCAAGCAGGGAAAUGGGUUCACAUCUUUCCUGAGGGUAAGGUAAACCUAGAACAGAAAGCAAUGAGAUUUAAGUGGGGUGUAGGAAGACUGAUUGCUGAUACCCCUGUGACACCAUUGGUCUUUCUCAUACACCAUGUUGGUUUUGAGCAUGUAUUUCCGAAUAACGGCAUACUGUACCCUCGUUUUGGAAAGAAAUCAUCUAUAUACAUCAGUGAGGCAAUAGACUUUACUCAGGAAGUCAAUCAUCUCAAACAAAUCAUGAAAACUCCAGAGGAAAUUCGGAAGCAUUUGACAGACACUAUACAGAACAAAAUGGCUGAUUUAAAACAAGAAGCAGAACAGUUUCAUAGUAUUAUGUAUAAAAAAGAUGUCAGAUCUUGACGAGGAUUAUUGUCUAGCCUUGAACUGAACUGAACCUUUUAAAAAGAAAUGUGAUAUUUUAAAUGAAAAUAUAUUUUUAUAAAUGCUGUUAUCUUAAUACUGAAAAUCAGGGUUUUGUUUUUAGCUCACCUGUCACAUAGUAACAGGGUGAGCUUUUGUGAUCGCCCUUCGUCUGUCGUCCGUCCGUCGUCCAUCCACAAUUUCUUGUCUGCACGAUAGAGGUUUCAUUUAUGAUUUUAUUUUAACCAAACUUGCACACAACUUGUAUCACCAUAAGAUCUUGGUUCCUUUCUUGAACUGGCCAGAUCCCAUUAUGGGUUCCAGAGUUAUGGCCCCUAAAAGGGCCAAAAUUAGCUAUUUUGACCUUGUCUGCACAAUAGCAGCUUCAUUUAUGAUUUGAUUUUUACCGAACUUGCACACAAGUUGUAUCAACAUAAGAUCUUCGUUCCUUUUUUGAACUGGCCAGAUUCCUUUAUGGGUUCCAGAGUUAUGGCCCCUGAAAGGGCCAAAAUUAGCUAUUUUGACCUUGUCUGCACAGUAGCAGCUUUAUUUAUGAUUUGAUUUUUACCAAACUUGCACACAACUUGUAUCACCAUAAGAUCUUGGUUCCUUUCUUGAACUGGCCAGAUUCCAUUAUGGGUUCCAGAGUUAUGGUCCCUGAAAGGGCCAAAAUUAGCUAUUUUGACCUUGUCUGCACAAUAGCAGCUUCAUUUAUGAUUUGAUUUUAACCAAACUGGCAUACAACUUGUAUCACCAUAAGAUCUUGGUUCCUUUUUUGAACUGGUGAGAUUCCAUUAUGGGUUCCAGAGUUAUGGCCCCUGAAAGGGCCAAAAUUAGCUAUUUUGACCUUGUUUGCACAGUAGCAUCUUCAUUUAUGAUUCGAUUUUAACCAAACUUGCACACAACUUGUAUCACCACAAGAUCUUGGUUCUUUUCUUGAACUGGCCAAAUUUCUUCAUGGGUUCCAGAGUUAUGGCCCCUGAAAGGUCCAAAAUUGGCUAUUUUAGCUUUUGCAGCCAUAUAGAGACUUCAUUUAUGGUUUUAUUUGAUACAAACUUCCAAAAUAACUUCAACAACAAUAAUUCUUGGAUUCCAUGACAAAUCAGAUCCAAGCGUAGGUUCAGAGUUAUUUUAUAUCUGAUUACCUCCCCUGAUUGUAAUCAAAAUGGAUUUAUAUCAGUAAGUACUUAUAGUACUGAUUUGAAAUUUCAUUAUUGUCAUUAGUUGGACUGAGCCAAUCAGGGUAGAAAACUAUAGACUGAUUUUAUGUCAAAUUACCUCCCUUUAUUUCAAAUUAAAAUGGGUAUAAUCUCCGUAACUAAUGAAGAUACUUAUCUGAAAUUUCAUUUAUGUCAACAGAUUUAUUCGGCAGAUCCGUCUUUUCUUCACUUACAAUAAUUUUUUUUUAAUUACUUCCCUUUUACGUUACUAUAAGUAGCUUAUAUUAGUAACUUAUUAUUGGCCGUAGGGAAAAACCGAGACCACUUUUCUGUGGUACAACAUGGAUGGUACCUCCAAAUUUUAGGUGUAUUUUGACAUAUCUGUACCUUGUAAGAAUUUUUUUUCUUUUUGGUUAAAUUUCUUCCCUUUGUUGUUACUGUCCUUUGGACUUAGAUAUUUUUUCUGUGGACCUUCUUGUCCUCAAGUGCAAUGAUAACAGGUGAGCGAUAUAGGGCCAUCAUGGCCCUCUUAUUUCCAAGUAGUGUACAGAUGUAGUUAGUUUUAAAUAUUGCAUUUGGGACCCUUGUUUAUUUCAUUGGUUGACACAAAUAAAUUCUGUUUAAGUAGA
Mercenaria mercenaria is the source of this 2656-nucleotide messenger RNA. Its product is annotated as tafazzin-like. Gene Ontology annotation, molecular function: 1-acylglycerophosphocholine O-acyltransferase activity. The transcript has 7 exons. Gene Ontology annotation, cellular component: mitochondrial membrane. The coding region runs from base 31 to 867 and encodes 278 amino acids. Lineage: Eukaryota; Metazoa; Mollusca; Bivalvia; Venerida; Veneridae. The record is from RefSeq and is a predicted model, not a curated record. Gene Ontology annotation, biological process: inner mitochondrial membrane organization; cardiolipin acyl-chain remodeling.